AUGGAGGACCAGCAGGUCGACAAGCUCAAGUCCAAGUACGGCGGCCUGCCGACGCAGAAGGGCAUGCUCGAGCGACGGCUCAAGGGUGGCGACAAGAAGCACUUUGACUCUGCGGACUGGGCUCAGGACAAGGCCUCGCCACCGGCCGAGAGAAGGCCGGUGGAGGCGGCCUCGUGCCCGUAG
Molecule: messenger RNA, 183 nt
Organism: Emiliania huxleyi CCMP1516
Lineage: Eukaryota; Haptophyta; Isochrysidales; Noelaerhabdaceae
Exons: 3
Coding region: 1-183 (60 amino acids)
Source: RefSeq, a predicted model, not a curated record